Molecule: messenger RNA, 417 nt
Organism: Cryptococcus wingfieldii CBS 7118
Lineage: Eukaryota; Fungi; Basidiomycota; Tremellomycetes; Tremellales; Cryptococcaceae
Exons: 5
Coding region: 1-417 (138 amino acids)
Biological process (GO): negative regulation of transcription by RNA polymerase II; chromatin remodeling; RNA polymerase II preinitiation complex assembly
Cellular component (GO): negative cofactor 2 complex
Molecular function (GO): protein heterodimerization activity; TBP-class protein binding; general transcription initiation factor activity
Source: RefSeq, a predicted model, not a curated record
AUGCCCCCCAAGCAAGGUGACGACGAUGUCAGUCUGCCGAAAGCGACUGUUUUGAAGAUCAUUCAAGAGCUCCUGCCGGACGAGAUUUCCGCCUCUAAAGAAGCCAAGGACGUGAUCUUCGACUGCUGCACCGAAUGGAUCAAACUCAUCUCGACACAAUCCAACAUGGUCUGCGAAGCCUCCUCCAAGAAGACCAUCUCUCCUGAACAUGUCGUCGAAGCCCUCAAGCAAUUGGGAUUUGAAGACUUUGUGGAACAGGUCGAGGUGUCGAAUGCCGAUUUCAAACAGGCUCAGAAGGAGCGCGUCCGCUCUCAACCCGACACCAAGGGUAUGACUGAGGACGAGCUGUUAGAGCUGCAGGAGCGCCUGUUCGCUUCUAGUCACGCUCGUUUCGGCGGCAACGGUAAUGCGCAAUAA